GACUCAGCUCUGACUGUUCUGCAGUCUGUAACAGAGAGAGCCACUCCUGGCUCUGCUAAAUGGGCCUGGAUGAGGAGAGGGCUUUACCACCUCAAAAUUGGCCAGCAUCAACAGGCUAUUGCAGAUCUGCAGGCAGCGUUGAGGGCUGAUCCUCAGGAUUGGGUGUGCUGGGAAUGUUUAGGUGAGGCGUAUCUUAACCGCAGGAGUUUCACAGCUGCUCUGAAAGCAUUCGAUAAAGCACAUACUUUGCAGCCCACCUCCAUCUACAGCCUCUAUCAGACUGCCGCCAUUAAACAGAUCCUCGGCCGGUUUAAAGAGGCCACUGUUGAGUACAGGCAGAUCUUAGAGCAGGAGGACUAUGUGCCAGCAUUGAAAGGUCUGGGUGAAUGCUUGCUAGCCUUGGCUAGAAGUGCACUUGAUGACUAUCUUGAUGGAAGAGCUGUAGAUUUGAUACAGAACGCCAUCCAUUACCUUUUCAG
Messenger RNA from Puntigrus tetrazona (Sumatra barb), 479 nucleotides. Its product is annotated as tetratricopeptide repeat protein 37-like. The transcript has 3 exons. Gene Ontology annotation, cellular component: Ski complex. Lineage: Eukaryota; Metazoa; Chordata; Actinopteri; Cypriniformes; Cyprinidae. Gene Ontology annotation, molecular function: protein binding. The record is from RefSeq and is a predicted model, not a curated record. The annotation marks the transcript as partial.